Molecule: messenger RNA, 675 nt
Organism: Balaenoptera musculus (blue whale)
Lineage: Eukaryota; Metazoa; Chordata; Mammalia; Artiodactyla; Balaenopteridae
Exons: 4
Coding region: 1-675 (224 amino acids)
Source: RefSeq, a predicted model, not a curated record
AUGCCCCACAGAAGGAGGGGUAAGGAUGUGGGUUUUGGGGUAGGGUUGGCCUUACUGCAGGACGCACGGGUCCUCAGCGGUUGCUGGGCGCGGAACCGGGGCCCCGGGCGCUGGGGGCGGAGCAGGGUUCGGGCGCUGGGGGCGGAGCCGGGCCCCGGGCUCUGGGGGAGGAGCAGGGUUCGGGCGCUGGGGGCGGAGCCGGGCCCGGGCUCUGGGGGAGGAGCAGGGUUCGGGCGCUGGGGGCGGAGCCGGGCCCCGGGCUCUGGGGGAGGAGCGGGGUUCGGGCGCUGGGGGCGGAGCCGGGCCCGGGCACAAGAGGCGGAGCCGGGCCCCGGGGCGCUGGGGCCCUUCGGGUCCGGGCCAACAAAGAACAGCCCGGAUACCCACGCCCACGGCUGGGCCUGCUGGUCUCUCCGUCCUUCUGUCGGACACAGUGUUCACGUUCCCCUGCUGCCCCGGCUGGCCUAUCUCCUGUCGGGUGGAGUUUGCCGGGGCUGCCACCUGCUAAAGAAGAGGAUGUGUCACCCAUACCUGCUGCUGGAAUUUCUCCCCAGGCAGAGAUUACAUUCUGUGAUGCUCCAAGGACAAAGGACGACCCUGCCUGAAAAAGUUUCAGCCUUUCACCCCCUACCGGACUCUUUAAUUGCCCUCUCUGCCAUGUUGCGAUGGUUAUGA